This is a messenger RNA of Mytilus trossulus (common blue mussel), 684 nucleotides long. Its product is annotated as complement C1q-like protein 4. The transcript is spliced from 3 exons. Gene Ontology annotation, molecular function: protein binding. NCBI's taxonomy places the organism in Eukaryota, Metazoa, Mollusca, Bivalvia, Mytilida, Mytilidae. Bases 1 to 684 code for a protein of 227 amino acids. The record is from RefSeq and is a predicted model, not a curated record.
AUGAAAAUUCCACCUAAGCGAUCAAAUACUACAUCUUUAGACUGGAAAUUAGGUGACAAGGAAGUCUCAGUGUCUAAACCAACCACCCAUUUGGGUAUUAUUAGAUCAGAAAAGAAUGAGAAUAUUUCAGCCGUUAUAUUUCUAACAGACAUAAUGAUUCCUUUGAUAGCCAUCUUUUAUGUGGUAACUAUAGCAGGCGCGACGAGUUCGUGCCAAACAGAAGACGGUCAGUAUGAUGUCACUGUAAACUUCCGUGGUAAAAAUGGUCAAGAAACACCCAAAUCAACAGUAAUUGCAUUUUACGCCUAUAUAUCAAAACCGAUACCAAACCCGUCGAGUGGUCGACGACUGAUAUUUGAUGUGCCCACGACAAACCAGGGUAAUGGAUAUAACAGCAAUACUGGUGUUUUUACCUGUCCAAAGACAGGCACUUACGUUUUUGUGUUGGUUGUUAGAUUGUACUCUGCGUAUCAUUCAAUACAGUUAAUGAUUAAUAAUUCUGUGAAUGGAACCUCCUUUCAUAACGCCCAAAACGAUGACAACACUUCCAGUAGUACUGUUGUUGUGAAUGUGUCGAAGGGCGAUACUGUUUACGUUCGUACCCAUUCUAAAUACAAAGGAGUUGGUAAUAUACACACUAAUACAUAUGGUAGAACAACAUUUUCUGGAUGGCUACUGAACUAA